UGCCAGCGUCUCUUUCUCAGCCGGCCAGCAGCGUGCUUCCACAUCCAUUUUUUUCACUUCAUUCUCUGAGUUGCUUAAACUUCUGCAAAAUGAGCUACAGAACAGCCGCGAGAUCGUCCCACAUCUCCAUGACCCGCUCUACACCCCAGUACAGUAGUAUCAGCAGCUAUGGUGGUGCUGGUGGAUAUGGCACUCGCAUCUCCUCUGCCUCGGCAUCUUCCCUGCGCUCGGCUGCCCCAAUGACCUCUUCUUCAUCUGCCUUCAAGGUGAGCAGUGGAAUGGGUGGAGGUAUGGGUUUUGGUGGUGCUGGUGCGUCCGCGGCAACUAGGGGUGGUGCGGGUGCUGGGAUCCUGGGCAAUGAGAAGGGAGCCAUGCAAAACCUCAACGACCGCCUGGCCAACUACCUGGACACAGUGAGGAACCUGGAGCAGGCCAACAAGGAGCUGGAGAUGAAGAUCAGGGAUGUCCUGGAGAAAGGUGGGCCCGACACGAGAGACUACAGCAAGUAUGAACCCAUCAUUGAAGACCUACGCCAGCAGAUCUUCGAUAAGAUUGGGGAGAAUUCUCGUUUUGUGCUCCAGAUCGACAAUGCCCGUCUUGCUGCCGACGACUUCAAAGUAAAAUUUGACAACGAGAUGGCAAUCCGCCAGUCUGUGGAGGCUGACAUUGCUGGCCUGAAGAAAGUCAUUGAUGACACCAACAUGAGCAGGAUGAACAUCGAGAGUGAGAUUGAAGCAGUGAGGGAGGAGCUUGCCUUCCUAAAGAAGAACCAUGAGAAUGAGGUGAUGGAGCUGAGGAGUCAGAUCACCAAUUCAGGCGUGCAAGUGGACGUAGACGCUCCUAAAGGUCAGGACCUGGCCCAGAUCAUGGAGGACAUGAGGGCCAACUACGAGAAGAUCACUGGGAAGAAUGUAGAGGACCUCAAAAAAUGGCAUGAAAAUCAGAUUGCAGAUACACAGGUGCAGGUAGCACAGAACACAGAAGCUCUCCAGGGAGCCCAAAUGGAGAAGAGUGACUCAGGCAGACAGAUACAGACCCUGGAAAUCGAACUUGCAUCCCAACAGAGCCUAAAAGCCUCCUUAGAGGAAACACUGCGCAACACAGAGCAACGAAACAACAUGGAAAUGGAGAAGUACAACGCCAUUCUUGUUCACCUGGAAGAGGAGCUCACCAACUUGCGUGCAAACAUCCAACAACAAACCCAGGAGUAUGAGGCACUCCUGAACAUGAAGAUGAAACUGGAGGCAGAGAUUGGCACAUACAAGACUCUCCUGGAUGGUGAAGACUUCAAGCUACAAGAUGCAGUAGAUGAGCUGGAGGCCAUGAGCUAAUUUGGAACAAAGGAUUUGGGACCAACCAUACAAGGAAAGCAAAGUAACCCACAACUUUCAAUCAAGGAAAAAAAGUUCCUGCUGACCCAAUCAACUGAAGCCAUUUUCAAACCAAGACCAAAUACCAUUUAAAACCGUAAUGAUGUAAGCAAUCCUGAAUGAAGGCACUCUUCCACACCACAGUGGACAGGCAGGGCUGUUUCAACAGCAACCAUUGCCUGCCACCAAAUAAAAGUGAAUAAAACUA
Scophthalmus maximus (turbot) is the source of this 1578-nucleotide messenger RNA. RefSeq names its product keratin, type I cytoskeletal 18. The transcript has 7 exons. The record is from RefSeq and is a predicted model, not a curated record. Bases 90 to 1331 code for a protein of 413 amino acids. Gene Ontology annotation, cellular component: keratin filament. NCBI's taxonomy places the organism in Eukaryota, Metazoa, Chordata, Actinopteri, Pleuronectiformes, Scophthalmidae. Gene Ontology annotation, biological process: intermediate filament cytoskeleton organization. Gene Ontology annotation, molecular function: structural molecule activity.